GAAUAAUAACAACCUCAAUGAUAAGAUAAAAUCUGAGUCAGAUUGCGAAACUUCUAACUAGCGAUACAGGUGGAACUGUCGUUAAAGAGCCCAUAUUGCAUCAUUUCAACAUAUUUUUAAGGAAAUUAUACGGAGUAACAAUAAGCUGUAAAUAAGGAUAUAUGAAUCGAAUAUAGAAUAUAAUAGAUGUAGGUACUAGCGCCAUCUGGUUCCAUAUACUACUAUCAACCAAGAAGUAAAUGAAAAUUCAUCAUGUGAAGAUUGUGUUUAAAAAAAUGUCCUGAAAGCUUUAUAAAUCGUUUCAGGAUCCACUGGCCUACAUUUUAAACCAGUCCCUAUUGUCCCUUAUUUUACAAUAAGUAUGAAUAGAUGCUUGGUAAAUAAUAGAUUAUAAACUCGCAUCUACGUAACAAACAUUAAAUCUAAUAAACAAUGUAUUUCAUUGGUCGUACAUGAUCCCCAGGAAAUCCUUCGCGUCUAAUUUAUCUUUUUAUUCAAAUAUACGCAAAGAUAUUAUGCGGUAAGAUUGUUAUGUCAGUCACUAGUCAGACAUAGAUCACAUCGCUGCAUCGCUAUUAUGAGAUAAAAAAAACAAAUGAAAAUGAAUGUCACAGAAAAAGAACAGUUGAUUGCUAUUCAGCCGAGUAAUUUAGAGGAAGUCGAAAAUGGAACUGGAGGCGAAACAAAUAAAAAUCAGCGGCUGUGUAGAAAUCAUCAAAAAAGAAUAUCGGGAAGAAAAAAACCAAAUCGUGCAGUUUUUAAAACCGGCCAUUUUAAUUUGGAAAGGUGGAAGAAAUCUAAAUAUCAUGUGUUCCCCGAUAUUGUGCAAGCCUUUAUAGACGCUCAGUGGAGAUGGACGAUACUACACUGUAUACUUACUUAUUUAAUAAUUUGGUUAACAUUUACUGGCAUUUGGUGGGUUAUUUUGGACCUACAUGGUGACUUUGAACCGGAACAUUUGCCAAACGCACUCAACUCCACUGAAUGGCUACCUUGCGUGAAAGAAAUUUAUGGAUUUACGUCAUUAUUCCUCUUCAGCAUCGAAAUCCACACAACCAUCGGCUAUGGGAAAAGAUCAAUUACUCUAGAAUGCCCCUCAGCUAUGGUAACAAUGUGCAUAGAGAGUAUUAUCGGAACAAUUUCACAAGCAUUUAUUAUUGGUAUUGUAUUUGCGAAGUUAACAAGACCGAAGAAUCGCGCCCAAACACUACUAUUCUCGAAGAAUGCCGUCAUCAACCAACGGGAUCGCAAUUUGUGCUUAGUAUUUAGAUUCGGCAACACCAGAAAGUCCAGAAUAAUAGCUGGCAAUGUGCAUGCCUACCUGCUUAGACACAGCAGCACCGAGUUAUUAGAAAACCAAAUAAAAUUGGAACUAUCGUUAGAUUCCAGUGAGAACAUCUCAUUCCUGUUUCCAGUGUUUGCAGUACAUAAGAUUGAUGAAAGCAGUCCACUCUACUCUAUGUCAGCAUCUGAUCUAUUAAAAGCAGAAAUGGAAAUCAUUGUCGUUUUCGAAGGUACCAUUGAAUCAACGGGACAGCCUGUUCAAGUAAAAUCGAGCUAUACAGCUCAAGAAAUAUUAUGGGGUCAUCGAUUUGUCAACAUGAUUGAAUAUCUAGAAUAUAAACAUGGUUUCGAAAUAGAUUAUUCUAAAUUUGAUGAAACCAACUCUGUUAACACGCCUCUGUGUUCAGCUCGACGACUAAACAUUUAUUAUAAAAAUAAAUAAAAUAAAAUCAAAAGUGCCAUAGUAUGCUAACUUUAUUAAAGUGAUAAAAAAAAACAAAAAGUAGUUUUAACUCAUGACCUCUUUUUUAAAUAAGGAUGAACGAUAAGUAUCAAUUUUCGCAGUUCUAAAAGAUGUUGAUGAGUUUUCCUCGUGGCUGUUAUUUUAUUUUCAAGCGCAGUCACUAAUAGCUUUACUGCUGUUAACUGAUUGUUGCAUGUUUUCAAAUCUCUAUUAAAUUCUACUAACAUUUUAUUUG
Molecule: messenger RNA, 1982 nt
Organism: Trichoplusia ni (cabbage looper)
Lineage: Eukaryota; Metazoa; Arthropoda; Insecta; Lepidoptera; Noctuidae
Product: G protein-activated inward rectifier potassium channel 4-like
Exons: 2
Coding region: 596-1726 (376 amino acids)
Biological process (GO): regulation of monoatomic ion transmembrane transport; potassium ion import across plasma membrane
Cellular component (GO): plasma membrane
Molecular function (GO): inward rectifier potassium channel activity
Source: RefSeq, a predicted model, not a curated record